This is a messenger RNA of Adineta ricciae, 1068 nucleotides long. NCBI's taxonomy places the organism in Eukaryota, Metazoa, Rotifera, Eurotatoria, Adinetida, Adinetidae. The record is from the annotation of a GenBank genome assembly.
AUGAAUCUUUCCAAUGUAAAAUCGGCCAAGAAUGGCCUUCUUUCUGUUUGUUUCAAUCAAGACGCCAAUUGUUUUGCUUGUGGUCUUGAAAACGGUUUUCGAAUAUAUAAUACAGAUCCACUUCAUCAAACACAACGACAAGAUUUUAUUGAUGGAGGAAUUGGACAAGUGGAAAUGUUAUUUCGUUGCAACUAUGUGGCGCUCGUUGGUGGUGGUAAAUCACCGAAGUAUUCUCCAUCGAAAGUCAUGAUUUGGGAUGAUGCGAAAAAGCGCGUCGUUAUCGAAUUAGAAUUUUCAACAGAAGUCAAAGGUGUUCGUUUACGUCGAGACAGAAUUAUUGUCGUACUUGAAACAAUGAUCAAGGUUUAUACAUUUACACAAAAUCCACAACAAUUACAUGUCUUCGAAACAUGUACUAACACACGUGGGCUAUGUGUUGUUUGUCCAUCCGGUUCGAAGUCAUUCAUUGCUUACCCUAGUCGAACAAUUGGGCAAGUUUGCUUAGUCGACUUAGGCGCAACAGAAAAGCCCCUUGCAGAAAUUCAUGCACAUGAAGCGUCUAUCAUGUUUCUUGCUAUGAAUAUGGGUGGUACCCGAUUAGCGACUGCGUCGGAAAAAGGAACGCUGAUAAGAAUAUUCGACACUGAAACAAAUCAAUUACUUAACGAAUUGCGCCGCGGUGCUCAUCAUGCCACAAUCUAUUGUAUAAAUUUUAAUCAAGAUUCAACACUUUUAUGCGUUUCAAGCGAUCAUUCAACAGUACAUAUUUUUUAUAUUGAAGAAUCACAGAAAAACAAGCCGCGUUCAAUAGGUGCCGUUGCAUUCCUACCAAAAUAUUUUAAUUCCCAAUGGAGUUCUUGCAAGUUUCAUCUACCUGAAAAUACUAUAAGUAUCUGUGCAUUCGGGCCAAAUUCGGAUACGAAUAAAACAGUGAUAGCUCUUUGCUCGGAUGGUUCAUAUUCGCGUUUUCUAAUCACACCGAAAGGGGAAUGUAUACAAGAUCAAUGUCGACAAUUUCUCGAAGUCGGUGAAGACGGUUCAAAUUUAAUUGGUGCUACAUCGAACUGA